Messenger RNA from Talaromyces proteolyticus, 7239 nucleotides. RefSeq names its product putative polyketide synthase. The transcript is spliced from 6 exons. Gene Ontology annotation, biological process: secondary metabolite biosynthetic process; fatty acid biosynthetic process. Gene Ontology annotation, molecular function: oxidoreductase activity; phosphopantetheine binding; fatty acid synthase activity. Lineage: Eukaryota; Fungi; Ascomycota; Eurotiomycetes; Eurotiales; Trichocomaceae. The record is from RefSeq and is a predicted model, not a curated record. The coding region runs from base 1 to 7239 and encodes 2412 amino acids.
AUGGCAGUAGACGAGGCGCGAUGGGCUCAAGACAUUGCCGUAGUGGGCAUGGCAUGUCGAUUUGCCGAUGAUGCUGAUUCAUUUCCUAAGUUCUGGGACUUCAUCUGCAAAGCACGAUCUGCCUACUCAGAAAACCAGGAUAGAUGGAACCCAGAUGCUUUUCAUUAUCCAGGGAAGAAGAUAAAUACGAGUUUACCGCGUGGGGCCCACUUUUUCAAACAAGAUAUUGCUACUUUCGAUGCGAAUUUCUUCAACAUUUCCAAGGUCGAGGCAGAGUCGAUUGAUCCGCAACAGCGCAUGGCGAUGGAAACAACUUUCGAAGCUAUGGAAAACGCUGGAAUCUCUACGGAUAAGCUAUCCGGGACUUCGACGGGGGUAUGGAUGGCCAAUUUCACGAGCGACUAUCGUGAGAUGCUGUUUCGCGAUUCAGAGACGGCGCCCAUGUAUACCUUGUCAGGAGCCAGUAAUACGUCAACCUCGAACCGUAUUUCGUGGUUCUUCGACUUCAAGGGACCUAGCUUCACUCUUAAUACUGCCUGCUCAUCUAGCCUUGUCGCCACCCACUUAGCCUGUCAAAGUCUCUCUCUAGGGGAGUCUAGCACUGCAAUUAUCGGAGGAACAAGCCUUCUUCUUAAUCCAGACCUAUUUCUCUACUUAUCAAACCAGAACUUUCUUUCCCCAGAUGGCAAGUCCAAAGCAUUCGAUGCGAGCGGAGAUGGCUAUGGACGUGGAGAAGGAGUUGCUGUUAUUAUGCUCAAGCGGGUUGCAGAUGCCAUUGCGGACGGUGAUCCGAUCCGCGCGGUCAUCAGGGGAACCUCCUCAAACCAGGACGGACGGACAAAAGGCAUGACAUUGCCUAGCGCAGACGCUCAGGAGCAGCUGAUCCAGACUGCUUAUCGCAAUGCGGGCUUGUCGAUGGCGGAAACCCGGUAUGUAGAAGCACAUGGCACAGGAACGCAGGCUGGAGAUAAGACCGAGACUGAAGCGCUGUCUCGUACGUUCAGUCCUCAUCGUACCUUCUCUGAGCCACUGAUACUUGGAUCCGUUAAGGCCAAUAUCGGGCAUCUAGAAGCAUGUGCAGGGCUAGCAUCCAUUAUUAAAUGUGUGGGUAUUCUAGAAACUGGACUAAUCCCUGCAAAUCCAUGCUAUAAGAAUGGAAAUCCAGGCAUUAAAUGGCGUGAAUGGAAUCUCCAUGUCCCAACCACGUUAAUGAGGUGGCCAACUAAGGGUCUACGACGAGUAAGUACUCAGGGCUUCGGUUAUGGAGGAACAAACGCGCAUGUGAUUCUCGACGACGCGUACCACUAUUUAGAGUCUCGAGCUUUGACUGGAUCACACAACACAAAGCUACUCGCAGGGUUAUCUACGAAACCUAGACUGCCUAAUGGAGUGCCUAAUGGAGUUGGAUCUCGAGGAAAAGACAGUCACUCCAGAAUUUUUCAUUUUAGCGCGCAGGAUAAUGAUGGUCUGGGAAGGACACGACAAGCCGUAUCUCAAUAUCUCAAGACGCGGUCCAAAGAGCUUAAAGAGGCGCAUGACAGUGAAGACGAAUACCUCCGAAACCUUGCAUAUACGUUAUCUGAAAGACGAUCACGGCUUCAGUGGCAAACAUCGACAGUGGCUUCGUCUAUCGAGGAGCUUAUAGAAUCAUUACAAACUAAACCGUGGCCUAAUCCGGAGAUACGCGCCACGUCCAAGUUUCCUCGGGUGGGCUUCGUCUUCACAGGUCAGGGAGCCCAGUGGCCACGUAUGGGAGUUGAGCUCAUGGAAUACGACAUUUUCCGAGAGAGCGUGGAAAAAUCAGACCACUAUCUGCUUGCGGAGUUGGAUUGCCCCUGGUCCGCUAUUGAGGAGAUUGCGAAACCGGAUUCCUCGUCGAAUCUUGGGCUCGCUUCAUACAGUCAGGCCCUUUGCUCUGUCCUUCAAAUCGCCCUUGUGGACUUGCUCAACAGCUGGAACAUCUCACCAUGCGCAGUUGUCGGUCACUCCAGCGGAGAGAUUGCGGCCGCAUACUGUCUUGGAGUACUGUCUCAUGAAGAUGCCCUGAAGGCAGCAUACUUCCGCGGGUCCUUGUCCGCAGAGAUGAAAGAGAAUGACAGUUCCCUACGUGGUUCAAUGAUGGCCGUGGGUGCAAAGCCAACGGAAGUUGAGAAAUGGCUCGAAAAAGUAACAAAGGGGGAUGUAGUGAUUGCUUGUGUUAAUUCUCCAACUAGCGUUACCCUAUCUGGAGACACAGAGGGUAUUGAGGAAUUGGAGCCUAUGUUGAACGAAGCAGGUGUAUUUGCUCGCAAGCUGAAAGUUGACACAGCAUAUCACUCGCCACAUAUGCAGAUAAUUGCUGGACAAUACUUCGAAGCGAUUGCUGACAUUACAACAAUGCCGGCAAAGAAGGGCUGCAGAAUGCACUCCAGUGUACAAGGGGCCUUGAUUGAUCCGAAUGAACUCGGUGCAGCAAAUUGGGUGCGCAAUCUAGUGUCCACCGUUCAAUUCGCAGAUGCUGUACAUGAUCUCCUACGACCUCUAACCAACGGUGAGCGUGCGACAGAAAACGCCGUAGACAUCCUAGUCGAAGUCGGACCCCAUUCGGCUCUGCAGGGACCAGUGAGCCAGACUAUGAAGAAUUAUGGUAUUAGCGGUGUCAAUUAUUGCUCGGUCCUCUCACGCAAAAAAAAUGCUAUCAAUACGGCACUAUCAUGCGCUGCCACUCUAUACUCAGAAGGCCUCUCUGUUGAUAUCCGUACCGCUAACAGGGAUUCAAAUUAUACCGCUAAACCACUUGUCGACCUUCCCUCAUACCCGUGGAAUCACUCAGCUCAAUACUGGGCUGAAUCGCGUGUGAGCAAGGAAUACCGUCUGCGGAAACAUUCUCGCAUGCCUUUAGUCGGGGCUCCCGCUCCGUCUAUGGGGGGUGAUAAGAUCUGGAGAGGAUUGAUUCGUCCUGCCGAGGAACCGUGGGUGCGCGACCAUGUCAUCCAGAGCACAGUUUUAUACCCUGCGGCUGGAUUCCUAACAAUGGCCAUCGAGGCGGCCAGGCAAAAUGCUGAGCCUGGUAAGCAAGUUAGCGGAUUCAGACUGCGCGACGUAUCCAUUGAUGCGGCCCUGGUCAUCGACGAUGAUGUAGAACCGGAGGUUGUCUUGAGAUUUCAACCACAUAGAAUGGGAACAUUGGACGCAGGCUCCAUUUCCUGGCACGAGUUUACCGUUUCUUCUUCAACUGAUGGUAAAGAACUUCGACAGAAUUGUUCGGGAUUGCUCGCGAUCGAAUAUAAACCUGCGGAGGGGUCCUCCAUGCAAAUUGAAAGAAUCAAAGAAAUUGAGAGUAUAAAAGAGCGUUCGAUUAAGGCCAAAGAACAAUGCGAGACAUAUCUAGAUGUCGGCGAAUUCUACUCACAUCUCGACUCAGUAGGAUUGACGUAUGGAGCCACAUUUGCCAACCUGACUGAGAUUCAUACCGAUGCCAUCGCAGGACUGGGCACUGGUCGUUUGCUUAUUCCAGAUAUUGAGUCUGCCAUUCCGCCUUACAUGAGCGAGCGGCCUCAUAUCAUACAUCCAACGGUUUUGGACGCCAUCUUUCAUCUCGCCUUUGCAGCAAUUAGUGACCAUCCACGCUCUUUCAAAGGUGCCAUGGUCCCAACAUCAAUUGCGGAAGUCCUAGUGUCGAAUGAUAUCCCUUUUCACAAGGGUGAGAGCCUGCAGGGGUUCGCUCAGUCGACCCGCCAUGGUUUCCGCGAGCUGAUUACUGAUAUCAACGUUUUCGAUGAGAACUUCAACGAUGCGGUUGUCCAGAUUCGACGUUUCCGCUGCGCAGAUGUGUCUGGGGGAGGCGAUGCAGGUGACAGCACCGAAGGCAACUCAGUUAAACCGAUAACUUUCCGUACAGUUCAACGUCCAUCCCUAGAUCUUUUAGCCCCUGAAGAGCUUCGAAAGAUUUUAAUCUCAAGCUCGUCUGAUACUAUAGAUCAAACUCUCAAACAGUCCACUCUGGAUUUAAUUAAGGAGACACUGAUCAAGUGUUUACUGCUUUUACAUCACGUCCAACCUGAAUUGUCAAUACUUGAAAUCGUGGAUUCUACUAGCCGAUCGAUUACAGGGUCACUCCUACCCCAACUAAACUGUGCUGAUGAUAUUUUAGAGACAAGCAACUACACCGUGUCUGUGAAAAAUGAGAAGGUCGCGGGGGCAGUUGCAGAUCAGUUGGGCGUGUUCAAAGAUCGUGUAAAUGUGGAAGUCAACGCUCUAGACAAAGACGAGAGGAGCGAAGGUGGCCAACUUGACCUCAUUCUCAUGUUCAAUACGGUGUUGGACAAUCCGUCCUUCCAAACACUUCUCGAAAAUGCAAAGAAGCAAUUAAAAGAGGGUGGUCGAAUCUGUAUCAUCGAGCUUGGUCAACCCAGUUUGCAUCUUGGGUUGACGCUUGCCACUUUGCACCAGACUGAAGACGAUCACGAGUUCCAGCUGGUAAUUGGAAAGAGUCCCAAGCCGGCUUCAUCCAGCAUUCCGGAAGAGAUUGUUAUCGUUGAGGCACCACAGGCCACAAACUCCGCUCAGAAGUUGGCAAGUCAUCUCGCCGAAGAACUUGGUCGCCAAUCUAUACGCGUUAAUCGACUUGAGUGGACUUCCAAAAAUUACAUAUCAAGCAUUGAAGGCAGAUCCUGCAUUGUACUGGCUGAUCUGGAAAAAGCCCACCUUUUACAAGCGUCUCCCGAUGAAUUCCGGAUCAUACAGGAGACCAUUCUCAAGGCCGGGAGCAUCCUUUGGAUCAGUGGCUCCAUCGGUCCAGAUGCAGCCUUGGUGACUGGACUGGCACGAACCGUUCGAAAUGAGGUCCCUGGCAGCGAGAUCCGUGUCCUUCAAAUAAACAAUACGCCAUUGGACUCCGUAUCAGCAUGGUCGAAGCCUAUUCUACGAUUGUUACAGUCCACUACAGCCGAUACCGAAUUUACGCUUGAGGGUGGUGUCUUCCACAUCACUCGUAUAGUUGAAGAUCGAACUCGGAACGAGGAUUUGGCGAUCGCACUUGGCCGACAGGAACCCAAGUUGACCCAGACGAGUCUAAGCGAGAUUCCGGGCCCUGUCAAACUGAGCAUCAAAAAUCCUGGUAUGCUUGAUUCGUUAUAUUUUGAGCCAGAUUAUACACCCGAAACCGAUCUCCCUGCAGGGCAAAUAGAAGUUGACGUCAAGGCAUCUGGAGUAAACUUCCGAGAUGUCAUGGUUUGCAUGGGUCAAAUCCCUGACAGCCUGUUAGGCUUUGAAGGAGCGGGAAUAGUCCGCCGAGUUGGUGAUAAUAUUACUAACCUCCAAGUGGGCGACCGAGUUUGUUUCCUUGCCCAUGGAUCUCAUCGAACUAUACAUCGCGUACCAGGUGAAUAUGCAGUGCGUAUUCCCGAUGAGAUGUCCUUUGAGGAGGCAUCCGGUGUGCUUUUCGUGCACGGUACAGCCUGGUACGGGCUGGUAAAAAUUGCUCAGAUCAAAGCAGGACAAACGAUUCUUAUUCAUGCGGCGGCCGGUGGUGUUGGCCAGGCAGCUGUGAUGCUUGCUCAACAUUAUGGACUAGAAGUUUACGCUACUGUGGGUUCCCAAGACAAAAAGCAACUUAUCCAAGACCUUUACAACAUUCCAGACGACCACAUUUUCAAUUCACGCGACCUCAGCUUUGUGAAAGGCGUGCUACGUAUGACGGAUGGCCUAGGUGUAGAUGUGAUUCUCAAUUCCUUGUCCGGUGAGGCCCUUCGUCAGACCUGGCACUGCAUCGCGCCAUUUGGAACUUUCAUCGAAAUUGGCAUCAAAGACAUCCUCGGAAAUACCCGGCUAGACAUGCGUCCCUUCUUGCAAGAUGCUCGUUUUGCCUUUUUCAACUUCAACCGCGUGGAAAAGGAGCGGCCGAAACUGAUGAGCGAAGCGUUGAAGGAAACCAUGGCUCUCAUCAGCUCUGGUGCCACGAAGCCAGUGUCACCGCUAAAGAAAUUUCCUAUCUCACAGGUAGAAGAGGCCUUCCGUCUUAUGCAGACGGGCAAACAUCGCGGGAAAUUGUCAUUGUCGUAUUCACCUACCGAUGUGGUUCCUUUCCUAGGCGAGGCUGCUCGACCUGUUCGUCUUAAUCCGUCAGCAGCCUAUGUUCUCGUAGGAGGGCUUGGAGGACUGGGGCGAAGUCUAGCACAACAUUUCGUUCAGCUGGGCUGCAAGAAACUAUGCUUCCUCUCUCGAUCUGGUGGCGCGGGUGAAAAGGCUCAGGAGCUCCUGAAAAAUCUUCAGCAGCAGGGAGUCGAAACUCUGGCUCUACCUUGUGAUGUGUCUGACUCUCAGUCCGUAACAAGGGCAAUCGAACAAUGCACAACUAGCUUAGGCCCCAUCCGCGGUGUCGUACAGUGUGCAAUGCUCCUGCGAGACGGUUUGUUUGAAAAAAUGAGCCAUCAACAGUGGAUUGAGUCCACUAGGCCCAAAGUACAAGGGUCUUGGAAUCUCCACCAGAGCUUGCCACAUGUCGACUUCUUCAUUAUUCUCAGCUCCUUUGCAGGCAUCUUUGGGAGCCGAGGCCAGAGUAACUACACGGCAGCCGGAGCUUAUGAGGAUGCGCUUGCCAGCUAUCGGCGGUCAUUAGGUCUUAAAGCGAUUACGCUCGACUUGGGAAUUAUGCGCGACGUUGGUGUCUUGGCGGAGCAAGGUAUUACCGACUACUUACGAGAAUGGGAAGAGCCGUGUGGCAUUCGUGAGGUCGAAUUCCACGCGCUUAUGGAUAAUGUCUUGGCCGGGGAGCUUUUCGGCGAUCAGGGUUCUCUUCCUGCCAAUAUCCCCACGGGAUUGGCUACAGAGAAGACUGUGCAGAUAUCCGGAAUCAGCAAACCAUUCUAUUUUGAUGAUGCACGCUUCUCGAUUUUAGCUACGGCCGGAGCCUUACAAGACACGACAGGCAGCGGGGAUACGUCUGGAUCGGGUAAGACGGCCUCCGUUCAGACACAAAUAGCACAGGUUACUUCGGUCGCCGAAGCAGCAUCGGUCGUUACCGGCGCACUUGUUGCUCGAGUUGCGAAAUCGCUGCAAAGCAGUGUGUCCGAUAUCGACCCGUCUCGGCCUCUCCACGUUUUCGGAGUGGACUCUCUCGUUGCUGUUGAGGUUGUCAACUGGGUCUUCAAGGAGAUUAAAGCCAAGGUGACGGUCUUUGACAUUUUGGCCUCCGUUCCCAUAACAUCCCUAGCCGAGAAGGUUGCAUUGAAGUCUAGUUUGCUUCCCCAGUUUACAUGA